AGCGCAGCGGAGGGGAGGCUCUCUUCGCCGCCGUGCAUCUCUCCUCCAUCUCCUCCUCACUUUUUCAGUCGGCCAGCAAGCCUGUCGGAGCUCUUAACUACAGCCCCAAACACUGUCACUACGCUGACAAACUGCAGGAAGGAUUUCUAGCCUCUCGCCUCUCCGCGUUUUGCUCAUUUCUUCGCCGCCUCGAAUGAAACGCAUCGGAGUUUUUGGCGUAUUCUGAAUGGGAGAAAAAUAAAGCGAUAAAAUAAUGCAGCAGCGGAAAGGGAAGCAAGUCUCACUAGUCUCCCCCUCUGAAUAACGCCAAAUGGAUGCUGUGCUGAGAGCCUCACCCCCUCACCAACUGCUAUGGAGGCAUGCCAAGCCAUGCAAGUGACCUUUAUCACACCAUGAAUGCAAGCUCUGCUGUUCAAAGAGGACACAAGUAACCUUUUCUUGUUAUCUAAGAAGGAGCGGUUGAUCUGAAGAGAGGAGGGGGGAAACAAGAGGCAGAGAAAGAAAAGUCUCGUAAAGCAAACAAACAAAACACACAACGACAGGAUGCCAAAGUGGUCCGAGGAGAUGCUCAUGGAUCUUUGGAUGUCCUUGCUGCUGGUGUGGAUUACUUGUGUUCCCUGCGUGUCUAUGACUCCUAUCAUAGGCCAGUCCAUAAGUACACAAACUGGUGGGUCCGCAGCGGUGGCAAGCGGUCUUGGCGAAGGACAAAGAUUACUGAGCCGCGCCAAGAGAGGAUGGGUUUGGAAUCAAAUGUUUGUGCUGGAGGAAUUUUCUGGACCAGAUCCAAUUCUAGUUGGCAGGCUACACACAGACUUGGAUGUGGGCAACAAGAACAUCAAGUAUGUCCUAGCUGGUGAGGGGGCAGGCACCAUCUUUGCCAUCAACGAGUUAACAGGUGACAUCCAUGCUAUGAAGAGGCUGGAUCGUGAGGAGAAGGCAGAGUACACGCUUACAGCCCAGGUCGUUAAUGCCGAUACAGAUGAGCCUUUGGAGCCACCGUCUGAGUUCAUCAUCAAAGUUCAGGACAUAAACGACAAUCCACCGCAGUUCAUUGAAGGUCCUUACCAUGCCGCUGUUCCAGAAAUGUCUGCUGUUGGUACCCCUGUUACCAGGGUAACAGCCACAGAUGCUGAUGAUCCAGUGUAUGGGAACAGCGCAAAACUAGUCUACAGCAUACUGGAGGGACAGCCAUAUUUCUCUGUAGACCCCAACUCAGCAACCAUAAAAAUUGCUCUCCAUGGAAUGGAUCGGGAGAUGAGGGAGGAGUAUCUGGUGGUCAUUCAGGCUAAGGACAUGGGAGGUCACAUGGGUGGCUUGUCAGGAACUACAACUGUCACUGUCACACUAACAGACAUCAAUGACAAUCCACCAAAGUUCUCUAAAAGUUUGUAUGAGUUUGUGAUCCCUGAAGACCUACCAAUAGGCAAAAUGGGUGGCAAGGUGAAGGCAAAUGAUCGAGACAUUGGUGAGAAUGGCAAGUCUACAUACAACAUCAUCGAGGGAGAUGAACAAGGCCUUUUUGAGAUUGUCACGGACACACAGACACAAGAAGGGAUUCUACAACUAAAAAAGCCCAUAGACUAUGAGAGCAAGCGAGCCUACACGCUUAAAGUUGAAGCUACCAACAUCCGCGCUGAGCCAAGCAGCAGCGGUGGACCCUUUAAGGAUACAGCUACAGUGAAGAUUGUGGUAGAAGACUCGGAUGAACCUCCUGUCUUCUCCAAACCCAUGUACUUACUGGAGGUGAAUGAGAAUGCCCCCAUCAACACCGUCAUAGGGACAGUCACCGCCCGAGAUCCAGAUUCUACUGGGAGCCUUGUGAGGUACUUCAUUGAUCGUCACACAGAUCUGGAGAGGCAGUUCAACAUUAAUGUGGACAAUGGGAAGAUCACACUAGCCAAACCACUGGACCGGGAGACAGACAUGUGGCACAACAUCACAGUAACCGCUACAGAAGUCAGAAAUCACAGUCAGAUAUCAAGGGCAAUUGUGGCCAUCAGAGUAAUGGACAUUAACGACAAUGCCCCUGAAUUUGCUACAGAAUACGAGGCCUUUCUGUGUGAAAAUGGAAAGCCUGGACAGGUAAUCCAGACUGUCAGCGCGGUGGACAAAGAUGACCCAAUCCAAGGCCACUACUUUGAUUAUCGCCUAGUCCCAGAGAUGCUCAACAAUCCCAACUUUACCAUCAAAAACAACCAAGACAAUUCAAUCAGCGUUCUGGCCAAGCAUGAUACCUUCCGACGACAGAAACAAGAGAUGUACUUUCUGCCAAUCAUUGUGACCGAUAAUGGAAAUCCACCAAUGAGUAGUACCAACACCUUGACCAUCAGAGUGUGUGGGUGCAGCAAAGAUGGCAUCGUCCAAUCCUGCAACGUGGAAGCCUAUGUUUUACCUAUUGGCCUUAGCAUGGGGGCUCUCAUUGCCAUCCUUGCCUGCAUUAUACUCCUGUUAGUAAUAGUAGUACUAUUUGUGACACUAAGGAGACACAAGAAUGAGCCUCUGAUUAUCAAAGAUGACGAAGAUGUGAGGGAGAAUAUUAUCCGUUAUGAUGAUGAAGGCGGUGGUGAGGAGGACACAGAGGCAUUUGACAUCGCCACGCUACAGAACCCAGACGGCAUCAAUGGUUACCUGCCACGCAAGGACAUCAAGCCUGACCUGCAGUUUAUGCCACGGGCGGGCCAGCAUUCAGGCCCAAAUGGCGUAGACGUGGACGAAUUCAUCAAUGUGCGGCUCCACGAGGCAGACAAUGAUCCAACAGCGCCACCUUACGACUCCAUCCAGAUCUAUGGAUACGAGGGCCGGGGAUCCAUCGCUGGUUCCCUCAGCUCAUUGGAAACGGCAUCUUCAGACUCAGACCAGAACUAUGACUAUCUUAGAGAGUGGGGACCACGGUUCAGAAGACUUGGGGAGCUCUACUCUGUGGGUGAGAGUGACCGCGAGACCUGACCUUUGGUUUGUUAGUAAAAAAAAGACCUUUGAGAUUUUUUUUGUCCACAUACUUGUGUAUUACAUGCUAGGGGGUUUGCUGGCUUUUAGAAACAGGUGUUAAAAAAAAACAAUUAAUAACAAGAGAGGCCACCUUUUUGUAUUCUUUUUAGAGUCAGAUAUAGCAGUUGUCAUCCACUACGUCAAGCGCAUUGUAAUUGUUGAGCCAAACAAUGUCUUUCUUAGGAGAUCUAUGAUUCUUGUGGAGUGUAUCUUAGAUUCCGUUGUGGAGUGUCUAGCAGUAUCUUGGGUCUUAGUCAUUUGCUGUGACUGCCAGUAGGUGUAAAACCCCAGCAUUGCUGGUAGUUGCCCGAUGAAAGGAUUUUUGGGGUUCUCUGAAGCUUGAGUGGACACCAUACUCCAUGCUCCAUGGGCACCAAGCUGGACUACAGAAGCUGCAGAGGGAGUCUCAUAUCUCCCUAAGCCACCCAGCUGAUGGGUGAUCAGGAGCAAAAUGACAAUGAAAAAGCAAUAUAUGGUCUACAUUAUAAUGAUGAAUGUAUGUAUGAAUUGAAGAAAAAAAAAGCAAAAAGACAAAGCAGUAUUGGCUUUAAGGUGAAUUUGUUAUAAUUUGAUAUGUUCUCUGGUGGCCACAUUUAUAAACUAUCUAAAGCCCAGAAAGGCUUGCUUUAUACAACUCUUUGUAUUUACAUGCUACAGGUGUGGGUUGCAAGUGUUACUAGUCUAUAAAAGACUGAAGUGAAAAAAAAGAGAAAUGUAGAAACUCUGAGGCCUUCUUUUUACAGAAGCAACAUUAAAUACACUUGUAAUCUACAGUUUUUUGACAAGAGAUGUGUUGAUUCUUCAUUAUUGUUCUAUGAGUUUUUGUAUAUCUGUCCUUAAGUCAUUUUUUUCUGUGCUGACUAUUUGAAGUGAGUGUGUUUAGAUUUUUUCACUUUCAGCUGUUUUUUCAACAACUUGAACACUGUUUCAUAAUAGCCAAACCAUAUCAUGAAUUUAUUGCAGUUGAUGAUCUGGACUAGACAUGAAGAGACAAAAGCGAGCUCUACAUAACUGUAACAAUAGACAUAAAGUAAUUAAUCAGAACUGCAGAAAUGGGACCUUUCUGAGAUGUGCUAAUUGUGUGUAAAAUAAAUCUCAUAGUAUAUUCCUGGUGCAGCCAGUGUCUGAGCACAAUAAACUAAUUGAUAUGUGACUCCUUCUAAACAUCAAAUCUCAUUUAGGAAACACAGAUUGCAUUAGUCCAAGAAAAAUUAAAACACAAAGUCCAGACCAUGUGCAUAUUGUGCUUACACUGUAUGAUAUCAAUAAAAGGCUUGUACUGUACAUAGAGUUACUGCUAACGUCAUUAGCUUUCAAUGAGGUGGUAGGUUUUGUCUCUGCACGUUAGCUCUUGCACAUAAUGAGAAUUCCAAUGGCACUACAGCUGUGUGCAUACUCAGUUUGUACUGAUACAGUAUUAUGGCAGUUCUCGGUAGACUAAACAAUAUAUAUGGAAUAGUCAUGCAGAUCCUAUUUUCUACUGUGCUUUAAUGCUUAUAUAAAUGUGUAUGUUCAAUUAUUUACUCCCUGUACUGUAAUCUAAGAUACCCUGUAUUGUUUCCUACUUUGUGAAAUAUAUUUUUACAAAUA
This is a messenger RNA of Mugil cephalus (flathead mullet), 4578 nucleotides long. RefSeq names its product cadherin 8 (gene cdh8). Gene Ontology annotation, cellular component: catenin complex; plasma membrane; adherens junction. NCBI's taxonomy places the organism in Eukaryota, Metazoa, Chordata, Actinopteri, Mugiliformes, Mugilidae. The transcript is spliced from 12 exons. The record is from RefSeq and is a predicted model, not a curated record. Gene Ontology annotation, biological process: adherens junction organization; homophilic cell-cell adhesion; calcium-dependent cell-cell adhesion. The coding region runs from base 544 to 2946 and encodes 800 amino acids. Gene Ontology annotation, molecular function: cadherin binding; calcium ion binding.